Frankliniella occidentalis (western flower thrips) is the source of this 1489-nucleotide messenger RNA. RefSeq lists its product as uncharacterized. Gene Ontology annotation, molecular function: protein binding. The record is from RefSeq and is a predicted model, not a curated record. The transcript has 6 exons. Lineage: Eukaryota; Metazoa; Arthropoda; Insecta; Thysanoptera; Thripidae. Bases 389 to 1396 code for a protein of 335 amino acids.
GUAAGGUCUGUCUCAACAGAGUUCUACUCUCUGGAGCCCAGAUUUGAAGUUAGUGGAACUAAAGUGGAUGUUUGGAAGGCUCCUCCUCGCCCAUCUUCUACACCUCUGCUCGCCUGCGGCCCAACCCCCACUCCGGAGUGUGCGCACGGCGACGCCCCGCCGCCCCGCCGUUCCCAGUCCAGCUCGGCUUGCUCCCUCGCCACAACGGAUCCCGAAGUUGGUUUGGUCUGUCGUACUCAGCCUGUGGGCGUGGCGGUGUGUGGUAUUAAAGGCGGGCGUCGCACUUCCGACGAGUCGACUGCGGCCCGCGCGUCUUAUUGCCAUUGUAGCAUUGUAGCAACAUCGCCCCGUCAUCUGCAGUUGGACGUCGUAGAGUGGUCCCCGAGCCAUGGUUUCUCUUCAAUUCCGCGAAUUCGACUUCGAGACUGCCGAGUGUCCGAUGACUUGGGGCAGUGGAGUCCUGGACGAUGUGCAGUGCUCUGACAAGCUAGACAAGCUGUGGCUCGCCGGGACGCCCUGGGGUGGCGUCAUGGAGCGCCUCAUCAUCGCCUGGAGCCUGCACGAGAACGGCGACCAGCGGCGUGCGCGCCAGCUUCUCGUCGACUGCUACACGGUGCUCCUGCCUCAGCGCGCCUUCCACGGCGACUGCGACCUUGUCAGGGACUUUCGGGAGGCGCUGCGGAUCGUCUUGGACGCUACCUGGGCCGUGACGUGCACCCGCAUCUUGAUCCAGUCUGUCGCGGAGCUAGACAACCUGGUCCGCUUCAUCGACGCCAUCCCCCCGCUAAGGAGUCUCAGUGCCAAGCAACGGGCCGCCGUAUACGCCAUCCGAGGACGACUCGCGGGACCAGACGGCGAACAGUGGUUCCGUAAGGCGAUUUCGAUCAGCCCCGAAGAGGGGAAAUGGCGCUACCUGCUGGGCUGGAUCAUUCAGGACCGGCGCAAGUGCCUCGGCACACCAUCUCUUGAGGAGUACGGCCUUCUGUCCGACGCCUACCGCUUACGGAACAACCCGGAUACUGUGGUGCGACUUGCGAGAACACUCACGGACAUGGGAUCCAAAGUCGACCAGAUGAGAGCGGAGACACUUAUGAGUGAAGCCAUGAUGAAGUGGCCGGAACAUCCUCGGGUGCUUACGCAGGUAGCGUCCAUCAUGACGAUGAUCAAGCACAUCCCACCAGCCGAGACUUUCGUGUACUCCCGCGCGCUGUACUUGCGCGUGCUGUCCGUCUUCGGCGAGCGCGCCUUCAUCCACUUCAAGCUCGGCGCACUCUGCAUGAUGCACGGGGAGGCUCAGCAGGCUGGCUGGCACUUUGAGCGCGCCCAGCGUCUGAACCCGGCCGUCGCCGCGAAGAUGAACAUGCAGAUGGCAGCUUUGUCAGCUUUGUCACGCUAGCGAGGAAACAGAUUUUUUCAACUCUGGUUUCACGCUAGUUAAACUCUCUAAGUUUGGAACCAGGAGUUGCAACUAAAAACUAAUUGAAUGGAA